GGAGGUGGCGCGAAUACUAGCGGACGAGUGCGCACGGAGGGUAGUGGUGGUGGAUACGAGCAACGAGAUCGCAGGCGAUGGGGACAUUGCCCAUGCCGCCAUUGGAUCAGCACGGCGCAUGCAAGUGCCGCAUGUGGAGCUGCAGCACCAGGUGGGUGAUGGAGACAUCACCCAUGCUGCCAUCCGCUCUCGGUGCUGCAAGUGCCGCAUGUGGAGCUGCAGCACCACCAAAUGGGCUGGGCGGCAACACCAGGUGGACGGUGGACUGGGCGGCAGCAUUAGAUGGUUGAGGGGGUGGCACGGCAGCACCCAGGCGCGUGAGUGUGUGUGGCAGCAGGGUUGGUGGAGAACCAACCACGUGCCACGUGCUCUGCUCUUUUCUCUCUGCGACAACCCCCCCUCACGCCUCACCUUUCCCCCCACCAACCCCCUCCCUGCAUCAGGUGAUGAUAGAGGCGGUGGAGAAUCACAUCACAUGCCACAGGUGGUGAUUUUUAAUGAGAUCAGGCCGGAGCUGGGAAAGUGUCUGUGCGGUGAAUCACUUGUGUGCCCACAUCCCUCCAACUUUUGCCUCCCACCCCACCCCCUCUUACCCUGCACCCCCGUUGUACACCAGGUGAUGAUAGAGGCGGUGGAGAAUCACAUGCCACAGGUGGUGAUAAUCGAUGAGAUCGGGUCGGAGCUGGAGGCGGCAGCAGCGGCCACGAUAGCGCAGCGGGGCGUGCAGCUCAUUGCCACGGCUCAUGGUCGCUCUGUGGAGAACCUGGUCAAGAACCCGCACCUGCACACACUGGCAGGGGGCGUGCAGGUGGGUGCAGAGGGGUGCAGGUGGGUGCAGAGGGGUGCAGGUGGAGAACCGGCACCUGCCCUAGCUGACAGGGGGCGUGUGGGUGGGUGGAGAGGGGUGCAAGUAGUGCAACAGAGGUCCUUCUCUCACUCCCUCACCUACACUCCCCCUCCCGAUCCUUUCCCUCUCUCCUGCGUGCAGACAGUGACGCUGGGAGACGAGGAGGCGAGGAGGAGGGGAGUGCAGAAGAGUGUGAUGGAGAGGGGAGGGCCCGCCCGUGUUCCAAGCGGCUGUGGAGAUGCACUCCCGGGGGCGAUGGUCUGUGCACCGCAACCUUGCUGCCACUGUGGAUGCGCUGCUCUCAGGCAAGGCACCGCAGGUGGAGGUACGGGAGAUGGGGCAGCACGGGGAGCUUCAGCAUCAGCAUCAGCAUAUCAGCAUCAGCAUCAGCAUCAGCAUCAGCGCAUCAGCAUCACGCAUCAGCAGCAGCAGCAGCAGCAGCAGCAGCAGCAGCAGCAGCAGCAGCAGCAGCAGCAGCAGCAGCAGCAGCAGCAGCAGCAGCAGCAAGCAGCAGCAGCAGCAGCAGCAGCAGCAGCAGCAGCAGCAGCAGCAGCAGCAGCAGCAGCAGCAGCAGCAGCAGCAGCAGCAGCAGCAGCAGCAGCAGCAGCAGCAGCAGCAGCAGCAGCAGCAGCAGCAGCAGCAGCAGCAGCAGCAGCAGCAGCAGCAGCAGCAGCAGCAGCAGCAGCAGCAGCAGCAGCAGCAGCAGCAGCAGCAGCAGCAGCAGCAGCAGCAGCAGCAGCAGCAGCAGCAGCAGCAGCAGCAGCAGCAGCAGCAGCAGCAGCAGCAGCAGCAGCAGCAGCAGCAGCAGCAGCAGCAGCAGCAGCAGCAGCAGCAGCAGCAGCAGCAGCAGCAGCAGCAGCAGCAGCAGCAGCAGCAUCAGCAUCAGCAUCAGCAUCAGCAUCAGCAUCAGCAGCAGCAUCAGCAUCCAGCAUCAGCAUCAGCGCAUCAGCAUCAGCAUCAGCGUCAGCAUCAGCAUCAGCAUCAGCAUCAGCGCAUUAG
Molecule: messenger RNA, 1846 nt
Organism: Closterium sp. NIES-65
Lineage: Eukaryota; Viridiplantae; Streptophyta; Zygnematophyceae; Desmidiales; Closteriaceae
Source: the annotation of a GenBank genome assembly